AUGCAGAGUGACCAGUUCCCAUUCGACGCUCUUGCAUUAUGGGGACAGGACCGACUGGUACUUUGGAACAGGCGUCCCUUUUCACUCCUACCGCCAGAGGGUCUCUCCGAGGGCUCCGAGCUACAUUCUUUAGACCCGCGUCCUUUGGAUCCAGAACUUCUUGAGAUUGAUCGCCAGAUAGCGUCUCUUGAGAAGACUCUGGCAGACCUCCGCUUGCGCAAGGAGCACUGGCUCGGCGCGCGCUCGCUUGUCAGGCGACUUCCGCCCGAGAUCUUGCAGCGUACAUUCGAACUUGCCGUUCACGAGAGCCCGGGACUUCUAGCCCAGCUAUCGCUCGUGUCACGGGGGUGGAGAUCUCUCGUCCUGGCUACGCCCGUACUCUGGACAUACAUAAACCUCAAUCUGGAUGAUGAUUCAGAACCGGACGCAGAGGUGCAUUCUCGCCUUCUGCGCAAGCUUUCGACGACAUUACAACGAUCGGGCAACUGCAAACUCCAUAUCGAUCUCGACGCUUUCUCGCACGGAUCGCGCGAUGCGUUCAGGGAAAUAAUGGACCUACUCACGCCUCAUCUUGCGCGGGCGUACUUCUUCCACGUCUCUGUACCCAACUGGGACUGGAUGCGCGACAUUGCCAAGCAUGCUACGGCCCUGGGACCAAUGCUCGAGCACGUCCAUCUCGGAGGCAUUCCACCCAGGAUGAUAGGCGAGCAGGAGGAGGAGCCAUGUGUAGUCAUUACGCAUGACUGCCCGCGGCUACGCUACGCAGUACUUGAGAACGUACCUCCACGCGCCCUGCGCGUGUCGCCGCUCAAACUUUGUGUUCUUCACGUCAUCCUUGACCAGCGCCGCAACACUGGCGUUCGUCCGUUGGUCGAUAUCAACGAACUCCUUGCUCUGACAAGUGGGGCAGACGAGCUCCGCAGACUACGACUACAGAGGUUGCGAUUCGUGUUGACCAGACCGGUGGAGGUUUUCAAAAUCAGCAGAACUCGCACGCAUUGCAUCCGCAUGCUGUCACUACACGACGUCGACAGUGCGAGUAUUGCGGUUCUUCUGGACUCGGGCAAUUUCCCUGCCCUCGUACACCUCUCUGUAGACGUCGGCUUCGAUGUCGAAGGCUCGCACUACUGGCUGGCAAUUCUCGGCGGGGCCGUAGUUGUCGUUUCACUAAUCAUGGAGCCUGUUCAACAGGGCAACUCACUGUUACUGGAUCCAGGCUAA
Molecule: messenger RNA, 1221 nt
Organism: Peniophora sp. CBMAI 1063
Lineage: Eukaryota; Fungi; Basidiomycota; Agaricomycetes; Russulales; Peniophoraceae
Source: the annotation of a GenBank genome assembly